UUCAGGUCCCACUGUGUUCGCUCAGCUGGACGUUUCAGAGCUUCACCGCUGAGAGAAACAUGCCGAGCAAGAGGAAGAAGAACAAGCGGAGGAUGAGGAGAGUGCAGGCCCAGCGGAGGGCGCUAGAGGAGCAGCAUGCCGCUGCUGGGAAAGGAACUGUUGGGCUGAGAGUUUAUAAAGGCUCUAAGGGCCCAAAAGCAACUUCAACCAAAACUCCAGUGGUGAAGCCCCUGGGGGAUCCAGUCAAAGCUCCUGAUGAAGUCCCUGACUCAGUCCAGCAGGCAGAGCAUCAUCAGUUGGAAACAUCAGGAGAUGUUUCAGCCCCAGCACAAACAGCUGUAGUAGCUCCAGAACAAACGGCCAUAAGCACUCCAACAGAAACAGCUGUAGUAGCUCCAGAACAAACGGCCAUAAGCACUCCAACAGAAACAGCUGUAGUAGCUCCAGAACAAACGGCCAUAAGCACUCCAACAGAAACAGCUGUAGUAGCUCCAGAACAAACGGCCAUAAGCACUCCAACAGAAACAGCUGUAGUAGCUCCAGAACAAACGGCCAUAAGCACUCCAACAGAAACAGCUGUAGUAGCUUCAGAACAAAUGGCCAUAAGCACUCCAACAGAAACAGCUGUAGAGGCUCCAGCAGAAGCACCUGUACAAGUUUCAGCAGAAGAACGUGUAGAGCUUUCAGUAAAGAAAAGUGUUGAUCUUUCAGCAGAAGAAUCUGAAGAGGCUCCAGAAGAAACAACUGUAGAGGUUCUAGCAGAAGAAAAUGUAGAUGCCCCAGCAGAUGAAUCUGUAGAGGAUCUAGCAGAAACAGCUGCAGAGGCAUCAGCACAAGCGGUUGUAGAGGCUCCAGCAGAAGAAACUGCAGUGCAGGAGGAAAAUAUCUCCACUCCAGAUUCUGUGACGGACUCCACUGCCACCACAGUUCUGUCCAGGAUGGUGAGUGCUGGCAGGGUUGGAGAGCUUCAGCACCAGGUUCUUGUGGCUGUUCCAAAGGACCACCUGAUCAACCACCCAUCUGUAAGCAGACUCGUCACCGUCUCGGAUGAGACCAAUGACUGUAGUGUCAUCUGUGAACUUCAAGAUUUUGAUUGA
Messenger RNA from Colossoma macropomum (tambaqui), 1097 nucleotides. RefSeq lists its product as uncharacterized. The coding region runs from base 60 to 1097 and encodes 345 amino acids. The transcript has 3 exons. The record is from RefSeq and is a predicted model, not a curated record. NCBI's taxonomy places the organism in Eukaryota, Metazoa, Chordata, Actinopteri, Characiformes, Serrasalmidae.